CUUCAGCAUCCUCCCUUUUAAUGAGCCUUCUCCUCGGUGUCGGAUUGAAUAGGCUCAUCCAUUGGUCCGGUGUCUUCAUGACAGCCGUUUAGGAUUGCACAUACAGUCAACAGCAAGGAACACCAUGGCGAGAAACCGUAAAGACAGAGACAGCUGGGGGUCCUUCACAGACAAAGCCACCUACGACUGGAGCUCGGAGGAGGAGGAGCCUGAUGGAAGUGCGCGGCCCAUCCAGGUGCUGGUUGUCAAGGACGACCACACCUUCGAGUUGGACGAGGCGGCGCUGAGCCGCAUCCUAUUGGCCGAAGAGGUCCAGAACAGGGAAGUGGUGGCCAUAUCUGUGGCUGGGGCGUUCCGCAAGGGCAAGUCCUUCCUCAUGGACUUCAUGCUGCGUUACAUGUACAGCCAGGCAUCUGAAGAGUGGCUGGGGGAGGCAGAGGAGCCUCUGACUGGGUUCUCCUGGAGGGGUGGAUCUGAGAGAGAGACCACAGGGAUUCAGAUCUGGAGCGAAGUCUUUCUGGUGGACAAGCCAGAUGGACGCAAGGUGGCUGUUCUACUGAUGGAUACUCAGGGCACGUUCGACAGCCAGUCGACGUUGAGGGAUUCAGCCACCGUGUUCGCACUAAGCACCAUGAUCAGCUCCAUGCAGGUGUACAACAUCUCCCAGAAUGUCCAGGAGGAUGAUCUUCAACACUUGCAGCUCUUCACUGAGUAUGGUAGACUGGCCAUGGAGGAGACAUUCCUCAAGCCAUUCCAGUCCAUGAUAUUCCUAGUCCGGGAUUGGAGUUUCCCUUACGAGUUUGGCUAUGGACAGGAAGGAGGCAUGAAGUUCCUGGAGAAGAGGCUCAAGAUCUCUGAGAAUCAGCAUGAGGAGCUGCAGAACGUUCGUAAACACAUCCACUCCUGCUUCACCAACAUCUCCUGCUUCCUGAUGCCCCACCCCGGACUCAAAGUGGCCACCAACCCCAACUUCGACGGCAGACUCAAAGAGAUCGACCGUGAGUUCAUCAACAACCUGCAGGUGCUGGUCCCGUGGCUGCUGAGUCCCAGGAACCUGGAUGUCAAGGAGAUCAACGGCAGCAACAUCACCUGCAGAGGCCUGCUAGAGUACUUCAAGGCAUACAUCAAAAUCUACCAGGGUGAGGAGCUGCCACACCCUAAGUCCAUGCUGCAGGCCACAGCGGAGGCCAACAACCUGGCAGCAGUGGCAGCAGCCAGGGACCUGUACAACAGGAAGAUGGAGCAGGUGUGUGGUGGGGACCGGCCCUUCCUGGCCCCGGCAGAGCUCCAGGCCAGACAGAGUGACAUCAGAGAGGAAGCCCUCCAGGUGUUUCGGGGGGUGAAGAAGAUGGGAGGGGAGGAGUUCAGCCGACGCUACCUGCUACAGCUGGAGGGAGAAGUGGACGAGGUGUUCGUUCAAUACAUCAAGCACAACGACUCCAAGAACAUCUUCCACGCCGCCCGCACCCCGGCCACGCUGUUCGUGGUCAUCUUCAGCAUGUACGUGGUGGCGGGCAUCACAGGCUUCGUGGGGGUUGACAUCAUCGCCAGCGUGUGUAAUAUGAUUCUGGGCCUGGCGUUGAUCACCCUGUGUACCUGGGCCUACAUACGCUACUCUGGGGAGUACCGAGAGCUGGGCCAGGUCAUCGACCAGGUGGCUGGAGCCCUCUGGGACCAGGGAAGCACAAAUGAGGCUCUAUAUAAGCUGUAUACUGCUGCAGCCAGUCACAGGCACCUGUACCACCAUGCGUUCCCUGGCCCCCAGGCCCGUGGAGAGACGAGCGAUACCCACCAGGAACCCACCAGGAAGAGGAACUGACCUGGCGACCUGAUUGGCCAGAGCACAGCAGGGACUGCUGGGUAUCUUUUCAGUAGCAUGAUGGAUAGAGGAGGGGGAGGAGAAGCAGGAAGGAGGAGGGAGGCAUCCUCACCCGUUGGACACUCUUUUCCUAUGGUAUUGGCCGGAACAGUCCAGUUCACUAUUUUAAAUCUAAACGUGGACAGUUGUAAUGUCCCAGAGGUAGUGGCAUAAUCUGCCCUUUGAACCGGGUUGCUUGGCCUGUUGCCUUCAAAUAAUGUGUAUUUCACAUAUCAUUGUCUUUCACAAACCACAUUCAACCUUUUCUAUCUGUUUGUAAGAAAAGACAUCUGUAAAUACACGCAGAACAGCAGGAAAGGAGGAGUACAGAUCGCACUCCACAAUGCAAAUUCCUAUCAGCAGUUUGUCUGGGCGGAGGUGCAGUAAGUUACAGUUAACCGCUGAUUUCAUUGUGUUACGUGAGAUGGCAUGACGGCCGUCAGCACCGACAGGUCAUCGUCAUCACCAUCGCUUUAGAACGUCAUCUGUCCGGAAAGACAAUGCUUCGGAUUUCAUGAAUGGAAGAUUUCCUGAGUAUGCCAUUGAGGAGAAGUUUAAAUCAAAUUGACCUCUGACCUAUAAACAGAAUGGCGGUCCAUGUAUAUUGAUUAUCAGGUUAAGUGCUGCUUCUCUAAAGGAAAUUAUUCCAUGUUUGAAAGCCAAUGGUUUUGCCCCAAAUGGCUCCCUCUUCCUUAUAUAGUCCACUACUGUUUCUUUUACCAGGGCCCAUAGUGCUCUGGUUAAAAGUCAUUGUAUUUUACUAGGCAAGUCAGUUAAGAACAAAUUAUUUUUUAACA
Molecule: messenger RNA, 2655 nt
Organism: Oncorhynchus mykiss (rainbow trout)
Lineage: Eukaryota; Metazoa; Chordata; Actinopteri; Salmoniformes; Salmonidae
Gene: atl1
Product: atlastin GTPase 1
Molecular function (GO): GTP binding; GTPase activity
Source: RefSeq, a predicted model, not a curated record